Messenger RNA from Exophiala aquamarina CBS 119918, 555 nucleotides. RefSeq lists its product as uncharacterized. The transcript is spliced from 3 exons. Bases 1 to 555 code for a protein of 184 amino acids. Lineage: Eukaryota; Fungi; Ascomycota; Eurotiomycetes; Chaetothyriales; Herpotrichiellaceae. The record is from RefSeq and is a predicted model, not a curated record.
AUGGGUAUGGGCUAUUAUCUACUAGCUGCGACAGCUGUUGGGGUAGGUGUCUCCCGGCCUCAAUCCUGGCCGCCCAUGUACGGCUCUUUCAUCAAGAAGGGAUAUACCAUGCGCAAUAUCUGGGGAACCUGUUGGCACCAGUUUCUCCGCCGCUAUUUCGAGACCUAUAAUUCGGUAUUACUCAGGGCGCUGAGAGUUCGGAAAGGGACCAUGGUUUCACGCUAUUUGCAGCUCUACAACGGCUUUCUCAUUUCUGCUUUGAUUCAUCAUAUUGGAUCUCUCAACAUAGCUUAUACCCCGAGUGUCAAGUACCAGUUUGUGUUUUUCAUGUCUCAGCCGAUUGCCAUCACAAUUGAGGACUUUGCGAUUUACCUGGGGAAGAAGGCUGGUGUGAAAGAGAGUUGGAAAACGAGAGCACUUGGUUAUACCUGGGUUGGAGCGGUGUUGAGCUUCACGCUGCGCUAUGCCGCCAAGUUCUUUUUCGACAUGAACCUGGGUGCCGUGAGAAACCCGAUUGUGGCCAAGUUUGGCAUCAUGGACCGGGUGUUUGGUUAG